Brassica napus (rape) is the source of this 4349-nucleotide messenger RNA. Its product is annotated as COP1-interacting protein 7. The transcript is spliced from 12 exons. The record is from RefSeq and is a predicted model, not a curated record. NCBI's taxonomy places the organism in Eukaryota, Viridiplantae, Streptophyta, Magnoliopsida, Brassicales, Brassicaceae. Bases 564 to 4025 code for a protein of 1153 amino acids.
UUUUUCUCUGUCUGAAAAACACUCUCUCUCUUGAAUCUACUUUCUCUCUCAAAAAGUAGAUUUUGACAAAGAGAGAGUAUACGACGGGAGGAGAGACAAUGGGAGAUACAUCAAAUCCACCACUCGGAAGCAACUAAAAAAAGAGAGUAAGAAGUUAAAGUCAAAAGAGUUUCUGAGAGAUGAAACAAAACAAAACAAUCGCCGCCAUUGUUAGGGUUUUAAAAAGCUCCGAACUUUGUAUCGAAGAAUAACAAAAGCGUUGAACUUUGUAUUGAAGAUAAGAUUCGCUUAACAUAGACAAGCAGAGAAAGAGACUCGUCAAUGAUAGUGACUCCUCGAAUUUGAAUCGGAAAGAGACCCAAAGAUCUCAUUUUUGAAUUUCCUUCCUUCCUUCUACCCACAGAUCUGACAAUGUGAUUGAUGUCAACUGUGGGAGGUUUCUAUUAUUGUUGUAGUGUGUCUUUAAGUUGAGAUUGGUUCCUCUUUAGCAUUGUGGCUCUUUAAAAUCGACAGCUGUCUUUUACUUUUUUAUCUGUUUGUUGGGUAUGUGAAAGGGGGAGAAGAUGAGACCAGCUGCUGUACCUCUUGACUAUGCUGUCUUCCAACUCUCCCCAAAGCGCUCAAGAUGUGAGUUGUUUGUCUCUACUGCGGGGAACACUGAGAAGCUUGCUUCUGGACUGGUGAAACCCUUUGUUGCUCAUUUGAAAGUCGCUGAAGAGCAGGUCGCCAGGGAAGCUCAGUCUAUAAGGCUUCAAGCUGAAAGCAGCGAGAAUGCUGGAACUUGGUUUACUAAAGGGACACUCGAGAGGUUUGUACGGUUUGUUAGUACCCCAGAGGUUAUGGAAUUGGUUAGCUCUUUGGAUGAGGAAAUGUCUCAGUUAGAGGCUGCCCGGAAAAUAUAUGGCGAGGGGACUGGUGAUCAGCGACCUGGUUCAAAAGAUGGCACGGAAACUACAACAGCAGCUGAUGUGACAAAGAAGGAGCUACUUAGAGCUAUUGAUCUACGGCUUGCAGCGGUUAGACAGGACUUGGCAACUGCUUGUAAUCGUGCAUCAGCUGCUGGUUUCAACCCAGUCACUGUCCCCGAACUUAGUCAAUUUGCUGAUCGAUUUGGGGCCAAUCGCUUGAAUGAAGCAUGCGCCAAGUUUAUCGCACUUUUCCAGAGAAGGCCAGAGCUUAUGAGCUCUUGGAGGUUCAAUCAGGAAGAAGAAGCUAUACGUUCAUCUUGGGAAUCUGAUAUGUCAAUUGAUGAUCCCAGUGAAGACCCAUCCAGAAACCUACCAACUAAUAGAACCCAACAACAUAGAGAACAUCAAACUGGUAUGCAAGAAGCAAAGGUGAUGCCACAAAGUAGUCAUGAUGAAAAGGAUGAAGAAGAGGAAAAAAUCCCUGUGCAAAAUGAGCCAUUAGCAAGCCAGACUAAGCAGCUCACGAGACGGCUCAGCGUGCAGGAGAGGAUCAACCUAUUUGAAAACAAGCAGAAAGAAAGCUCCGGAGGGAAAACAGCUGUGGUGAAAUCCACUGAGCUGAAAAGGCUCUCUUCUGAUUUAUCAUCUUCUGUGCGGAGAUGGAGUGGUGCUAGUGACAUGAGCAUUGAUUUGGGAAAUGAUAGGAAGGAUGGUACUGGUGAUAGUCCAUUGUGCACUCCCCCGGCUUCAUCAGUGUCCAAAGAUGGAAGUGGUAUAUCUUCAAAACAAUCUGUCGGCUACAAGCAGACCGGAUUGAGUCAUGUUGAGAGCUCUCACAGGACUGCAGACGAAUGUAGCUCCAACAAUCUUGGUGACAAGGAGGUAAACUUGAACAUGCCAUCGAGCACGGGUAGCCAAGUGGGACAUCAAGGAAAUUCACAGGAUAGUUUAUUGGAGAAAAGUUCCAAGUUUCCAUACAAUGAAAAAAGUACCAGAGAGACUUCUGAUUACUCAGAGAAUGCAAAUAGAGAUGAUGAUGAUGAAUCUGAUAACAAAACGGGAGACUCUGAAUCAAAUAAGCAGGACCAAAUACAGUUUAGAGAUCCUCGGAGUCAUCCUUUGUCUACGUUACAGCAGUUAAGUGGUGCUGAAUCUAAUUUCACAAGUGUUCGGAGCAAUGGAGGAACUGCAGAGUCUCCUAGGAAAGAACCGUUGGCUAGGCAAUCACCACCAGUUGAGGAUCGCCAGAGAAAGACACAAGUCUAUGGAGGUUCUGAACAGAUGAAAAGACCGCAAGGUAGAAGGGGUGAAGGUUCCGAGACUGAUACUAUGAGCCAAGUGUCCCCACCAGAGCAAGUUCAAAGGGCUAGAGCGUUUAAGGGAAGCCAAGAGUUGAAUGAUGAGUUGAAAGUUAAAGCAAACGAGCUUGAAAAGCUAUUUGCUGAACACAUGCUCCGUGUGCCGGGGGAUCAAUCCAGUUCUGUCCGUAGAGGUAAGCCACAGGCUGCCACUUCACAGCCUAGAAGACCAGUAGCAGAGGAUCAGAAGACUCCAGCAACGCCAACUUUAAGCUCAAAUGAUGAAGACAAGUUCAAAACUCCGCCAACAAUGAAGAUGGUCGGUAACAAUGACUAUGGAGAUAAUACCACAAGGCAAAAACUUCCAGAGAUCAGCUUUUCAGAUAAUUCUAGAGGAAAGUCCUAUGAGAAGUAUAUGCAGAAGAGAGACGUGAAGCUCAAGGAAGACUGGAGUUUGAGAAGGUCCGAGAAGGAAGCCAAGUUGAAGUUGAUGCAGGAUAUACUUGAUCGCAGUAACGCUGAGAUGAAAACCAAAUUUUCUCAGUCUAAGGCAAAAGACUCAGAUGCUCGACGUGCAGAGAAGCUUGUGUACUUCAAUUCUAGGCUGAGUGCUAAAAAGGAUCAGCAUCCAAUUAGCUCAUUCCUCACUGAAGAAGAUGAAGAUGUUUCCAGGAGCAUCCAGAACAAGAAGCUACAACAAAACAAAACUAGUUCCUUGACUGCUCGAACCACUGCUACAUCAUCAGCUUCACGCUCUUCAGCGAAAGUUUCUACACCAAGUGCCGUUAGGCGGAGAGGACAAGACAAACUUCUUGCACAGUCAGUCCCUAACUUCGCCGAGUUCAAGAAGCAGGAAGGGAUGAUGAAACCAGCCUCGGGAGUUGGAAGAAAUGGUGUCCGCUCACAGGCGAGAAGCUCUGUUAGACCGAAGGCUGUAACUGAAGAAGAGAAGCCAAGAAGGCCGGCAAGUAUCAGAAAAGGUGCUGCUGAAGAAGCUGCAGAGCUGGCAGAUGUUUCUCAGUUGAAGUCAGAGGAUGGUGUUUGUGUACCUUUGAAUCUUGAUAAGGCUUCAGAAGGAUCGGAUGCAUCAGAGGAAAUGGAAAAGGAGGAGAUGGAAGAAGUGGUUGAUGACGCAGAAGCUGAAGCUUUCACGGAUGCAGAGAACGAGAAGCCAAGACUUAGUCAAGAGUUUGAAGAAUGGGGUGGUAAUGGUGAAUCUAAUUCUCAGCUUGAGCCUGAUUCAAAUGCUGAAGUGUCUACUGCUAGGCAUCAUCAAACCAUCGGUUCGUUUCUGGAUUCACAUGCUACAGUGGAGGACUCACCAGUGGGUAGUCCUGCUUUCUGGAACUUGUCUUCCCUCAACCAUACAGAGAAUGAUACAACUCUGAUGAGGAAGAAAUGGGGAGGAGCUGCUGCUCAGAAACGCGUUGGUGGUGGCAAUAAUCCAUCUCAGAGCCAGUGCCAGCAGGAUGUGACGAAAGGGUUGAAGAGGCUGUUGAAUUUUGGAAGGAAGAACCGUGCGGCUGAGAAUUUGGCUGAUUGGAUCUCUGCUACUACCUCUGAAGGGGAUGAUGAUACUGAAGACGGAAGAGAUCUUGCGAAUCGAUCAUCAGAAGACUUGAGGAAGUCGAGGAUGGGUUUUUUACAGACGCAGGCCUCUGAUGAUAGCUUCAACGAGAGUGAGCUAUUCAAUGAACAAGCCCAAAACACAAGUGCACCGUUAAGCUUUAAACUGAAGGAGGAUCAGGCGUCAGGAACUUCUGUAAAAGCACCAAGGUCAUUCUUUUCACUCUCCAAUUUUCGUAGCAAAGGGAAAUGAUUAGAGAGACCAAAGGUUCAUAGGAUCCAAGCAAAUGAAAGAUAACACAUGAUUCACAUCGCAGACAGUGGCACGACACACGAGUGUUGAAGAGUGAAAUGAUCUGAGAUAUUACGUGCUCUUUGUUUCCAGGUCAAUGUAUCAUAAUCAUCCUUUACUCUGAUAGUGGUUGAGCCUACGUUUGUAAAUUUGUAUCAAACCGGAAACAUGUCCUUAUCGGUUUGGUAUCGAUGUGAUUUUGGUAGUACAAACAAAAGGGUGGCAAUGUUUAUUUAACCAGUUUGUAUACUGUCGAAAGAUAAUUUCAUUCUAGGUACUACAUUA